AUGACGUCGCGAGUCAGCCUUCGGGAUGCGAUGCGGCGCUCACAGGAAGCUCCCGCUGCUCAGAACUCCGCUAUGGCGCGGACUUUACGUCUAGCACGUCAAUCCGGUAGCUUGAAUCUGUCGUCCCGUGACUUUCACGUGUUCCCCAACGAAGUUUUCCGCCUUUACGACGAGCUGGACGAGGAUGAGCACAGUUGGGAGUGUGCAGUACUUAAGAAGCUAGACCUGAGCUACAACGAGAUCGCAGAGCUUCCGAACGAAGUAGAGACGCUCAAGUACCUUGUGAGCCUCAAGAUGCGCCACAAUCAUCUACGUCAGCUGCCUUUGACCCUAUGGAGCUUAGAGACACUCACAAGUCUCGACCUCAGCAACAAUGAAUUGGAAGGCUGUUUACCGGAACAAUUAGGCAAACUAGACAAAUUGCGGGAAUUGGGGCUGGAAGGCAACAAAUUGACGCAACUACCGGAGUCUAUUGGUGGUCUAGUUCAUUUGGAGGUGCUCCGGGUCGAGAGCAAUCAACUAAAAGCGCUCCCGUCGACAAUCGGGAAAUUAAGAAACUUGAAGACGUUGACGGCGCACUCGAAUCAAAUUGCAGCGCUCCCAGCAUCAUUUAACUCACUUACAGGGCUGCUGACGUUAGAUUUGAAGAAGAAUUGCUUGGCUACUACUGGUGACGCUUUUCUCGAGCUGACAGCCGUCAAGUACAUUGAUCUGCGUCAGAACAAGCUGGAAAUAUUUCCAACGCUGCCCGAGAAUAACUCGUGCUUAGAUCAGCUCUUCCUGGGGUUCAAUUUGCUGCGUGAUGUACCCCAAGAAGUUGUGCUGAGUGUUAAAGAGUCCCUGACGGUGCUGGAUGUUCGAGACAACAAGCUGCAGCGAUUGUCGGAUGGAAUUCCACAGCUGUACCGCUUGAAGACGCUCGAUGUUACAAACAACGACCUGUUUGAUUUACCCCCGGGCUUUGGAUAUCUCAAGUAUCUGACUCACUUGUUGGUUGAGGGAAACCCUCUACGAUCCAUCCGCCGAUCUAUUAUCUCGGCUGGAACGGAGCCACUGAAGAAAUAUCUGCGUACUCGCGGUAAACCACCAGUCGGAGUCGAUGCCAUGGAGGAAGAAGUGGACGAGUUCGCCAUCCGACAGGAGGUGAUAGAGCAGGACGAACCUAUGGCCGAAGAACCACCGCUAGAAGACGAGUAUUUGUUCCGGAACGCGGCUGCGUCAGGCAAUUUGCAGCUUGUUGAUAUGAAACUCCAGAAUUUACCAUACCAGCUCCACGCAGCAGGGAAACAUCGCUUUGGAGAAUCUUUACUUCAGCUCAAUUUGUCGAAGAACUGGCUGGUCGAGCUACCUGCUACGGCUGGCCAGCUCACGUCGUUGCAGACGCUCACGGCAGAGCAGUGCGGCUUAAAGUCCGUCCACGCUUCGAUCGCGAUGUUACCACGUCUGGAACAUUUGCGGCUGAGUAAAAACUCGCUUACGACAGAUGCUGUCACAGCGAUGCUAGCGUCGGGUACUCGUGCUGGUAUCUCGUCGUCUCUGAAAGAACUGGAUCUACGCAACAAUGUGCUGACGGAUAUUCCCCAGAACUUGCAGAACUUGCAAGCGAUGGACACGCUUUUACUCUCAUUUAACCGUAUCAAGGGUUUGAAUGGAUUUCCAUGGUCCUCCAUGAGCCAGCUCUCGGUGCUCAGCAUUGCACACAAUCGCUUGGAGUCAUGCGGAACCGUCUACCAAGCGCCAAAGUUGACGUCGCUGUCUUUAGAGAACAACGAGCUGCGUCAGAUUCCAGCAGAAUUUGCACUGUGUGAGAACCUCCGAGCGCUCUAUCUGGGUGGAAAUCCGCAGCGUGGCAUUCGAGCUCACAUCCUCAACAGUGGCACCGAGGCAGUGCUAAAGUAUCUUCGCAAUAGACUCCCUCCCGAUGUCUUACCACCCACCAUUGGCAAGGGAUCACAGGCAGCCAAACAUACAGCCACGUCGACUAGUGCGCUGUCACACCAGAACAACGAAGACCCCGUGCCCCAACGCGGUACUCCAGACUCGAAGCGUCUUCGUGUAAAUGCCUCGACCUCCCCCUUCAAGCCGCUAGAAGUGCCUCCUACCAAGCAGGUCUCCGAGCCAUCAGCGCCGCCCUUUGACACGCAGCCGCCCCCUACACCAACUCCAGUUACAACGCCAGCCCCACCAGCAGCCGAAGAUGAAGUACUGGCCGAGUUGAACUCUAAGGUCCUCAAACUCGAGCAGCAAUUGGAUGACUUUGCUAUCUCCGCAGCGAAGCGCUUUGCGUUAAAAAAAGACUUGGCCAUGACGCGAUCGCAGAAGAUUCGUCACCUGCGCAAGAUCGGACAAAAACCAUAG
Messenger RNA from Phytophthora infestans T30-4, 2358 nucleotides. RefSeq lists its product as uncharacterized. The transcript is spliced from 5 exons. The coding region runs from base 1 to 2358 and encodes 785 amino acids. The record is from RefSeq and is a predicted model, not a curated record. Gene Ontology annotation, molecular function: protein binding. NCBI's taxonomy places the organism in Eukaryota, Oomycota, Peronosporomycetes, Peronosporales, Peronosporaceae.